Hemibagrus wyckioides is the source of this 911-nucleotide messenger RNA. Its product is annotated as zinc finger and SCAN domain-containing protein 32-like. Gene Ontology annotation, cellular component: nuclear body. The transcript has 3 exons. Bases 1 to 831 code for a protein of 276 amino acids. NCBI's taxonomy places the organism in Eukaryota, Metazoa, Chordata, Actinopteri, Siluriformes, Bagridae. Gene Ontology annotation, biological process: positive regulation of DNA-templated transcription. The record is from RefSeq and is a predicted model, not a curated record.
AUGGAGAAAACGGAGCCGUGGCACAACAAAGAGACCAAGACACUCAUAGGCAUCUGGUCAGAGGAUGAGGUGCAGCGGGAGCUGGAAGGUACUGUAAGAAAUCAAAAAGUGUUUCAGAAAAUCUCCCAGCGCAUGUGGGAACUGGGUUACAGCCGCAGCCCGGAUCGAUGUCGAGUCAAAAUCAAAAAGCUGAAGCAGGACUACAGAAGACUGAAAGAGUACAAUAAAAGGAAUGGGAUGAACCCCAAAACAAACCAGUGGUACGAGGCGCUGGAUGCUGUUCUGGGACGCAGGGCGGAUAAUGGAGGCAGGACCGUGACCGCGGAGUCUUCCACCACCUCUCUGCUGGAGUCUGUCAUCAGCUGUAACAGCGUGGAGGACAGAGGAGACAGUGACGAGGAUGUCUUGUCAGUCUGUAUUGAUAAUGCAGAUGUCAGGAGUAGAACCAGGAUCAGUUCUCCUGGACUUCCAGUAACGUUACCCCUGUCUCCAGGACUGUCCUCUCUGGCGUCCAGUAACAUCACAGCCGAGGAGCCCCGAGCUAACCUGCCCCGAGUCAGAGGAAAAAGGAGACGAGGACACUCGAACCACAUCGACACUAUGAGGGAGAUCUUCCUCAUGGCUGAGGAUCGCGAAGACAGACGGCAACGGGUUCAACAGGAAUUUGAAGAAAGACGACUUCAAGUCCUGCAGGAGCUGGAACAUUCAGCUGGGCUUCGCGAGGCAGAGUUGAUCAACACAUUGGCACAGUUUAACCAAGGACUGCUCAGCGUUAUGGGGCAGCUAGUAUCCGUCAUGGCCAGUAACCACAGCCCUCAACCGCCACCUUAAAUCUUUUGAUUGUUAUAUAGGACAAUUAUUGAAUCCAGUUACUUGUUUAUAAUUAAAAUAAUAAUAAGCUCUUUUCAGUA